GAGGAUGCAGCGGCUCCCUAAAGCUCGGCGGAGGCAAGCCGAAGCAGGACAGCAGGGAAGCGACCGGCGCAGGAGACCCAACGCCGCGAGGAUCCCACGGGAGGAGCCAACGGUCGCCAAUCGGCCUCGCAGAGCUCCGAAGGAAGACGGCUGUCCCGGGGAUCACAAAGAGGACUAGAAGCCCGGCGCGCGGUGCGGUGUCUCUGCUUGUACGGAGCGGACGUGGUGGGAACGAGGCGGAGGACGCGGACUCAGCCCCGGCGAAGACCCUUUCUAUCCAAAAGCGGAGCGAUCGGGCGAGCCAGGAGGUGGCGGCAGCGCCGGCGCUGGGGAGACCAUGAAUCGGGACCCCGCGAGGACGGAGAGGGGGGCCACGUUGACGCGAAAGGAAUUGGUACGCUGACCUAAGCGGAAAGAGGGAUGGCUUUGCGUCGUCGUGGGCGCUCCGCAAUGGGAUUCCUCGCGUUUCAAGAGCAUCUCCUCUUGCUGCUCUGCGCAAACUUCUUCCCUGCAUUCAGCCAUGUCGAAACUCGAGCCCAUGCAGAGGAGCGUCUCUUGAAGAAACUCUUCUCUGGAUACAACAAGUGGUCUCGGCCAGUGGCCAAUAUUUCGGAUGUGGUCAUUGUGCGCUUUGGAUUGUCCAUUGCACAGCUGAUCGAUGUCGAUGAAAAAAACCAAAUGAUGACCACUAAUGUGUGGGUGAAACAAGAGUGGCAUGAUUAUAAACUACGCUGGGAUCCUGAGGAAUACGAAAAUGUGACAUCCAUACGAAUUCCCUCUGAGCUCAUUUGGAGGCCAGACAUUGUUCUCUACAACAAUGCAGAUGGGGAUUUUGCUGUCACCCACCUCACCAAAGCCCACCUCUUCUAUGAUGGACGGAUCAAAUGGAUGCCUCCAGCCAUCUACAAAAGCUCCUGCAGCAUUGACGUCACCUUCUUUCCCUUCGACCAGCAGAACUGCACCAUGAAGUUUGGCUCAUGGACUUAUGACAAGGCCAAGAUCGAUUUGGAGAGCAUGCACCGCCAUGUGGACCAGCUGGACUAUUGGGAGAGUGGAGAAUGGGUGAUCAUCAAUGCCGUAGGCAACUAUAACAUCAAGAAGUAUGAGUGCUGCUCAGAGAUCUACCCUGACAUCACCUAUUCCUUCAUCAUCAGGCGUCUCCCUCUCUUCUACACCAUCAACUUGAUCAUCCCUUGUCUGCUGAUCUCUUGCUUGACUGUCUUGGUCUUCUAUCUGCCUUCAGAGUGUGGGGAGAAGAUCACUCUUUGCAUCUCAGUCCUCUUGUCCUUAACUGUCUUCCUCCUCCUUAUCACCGAGAUCAUCCCCUCUACCUCAUUGGUUAUCCCCUUGAUUGGGGAGUACUUGCUCUUCACAAUGAUCUUUGUCACCUUGUCCAUCAUUAUCACAGUCUUUGUGCUCAAUGUCCACCACCGCUCUCCUCGCACCCACACCAUGCCAGACUGGGUGAGGAAAGUUUUCCUGGAUGUCGUCCCACGCCUUCUCUUCAUGAAGCGCCCUUCAACAGUGAAGGACAACUGCAAGAAGCUCAUUGAGUCCAUGCACAAGAUAGCCAACUCUCAGCGUUUUUGGUCCGAGACUGAAGUGGAACCCAACUUCACUAACUCGUCAUCCAACAGCCCUCAGAGCAAUGAGCCAUCUCCCACAUCUUCUUUCUGUGCCCAUCUCAAUGACCAAGUAAAGCCACAGCCGGUUUGCAAGUCACCAUUGGGCCAGUAUUCCAUGUUGCACCCAGAGCUAAUUCGGGCUAGUUGUACAUCACUCCAACCUCCCUGUCACCCACUGGGAGACUCUCAGUCCAGCUCAAUCUCCAAAAGCAGGUCACUAAGUGUCCAGCAGAUGUACAGCAGUCCAGGGAAAGCAGAGGAAGGAACCAUACGUUGUCGCUCUAGGAGCAUCCAAUAUUGCUACUUGCAAGAGGAGUCGUCCCAGACCAAUGGGCAAUCCAGUGGGUCCCCAGCCUCCCAGCGCUGCCACCUCAAUGAGGAGCAGGCCAAAGCCAAACCCACUCACUGUAAAUGCAAAUGUAAAAAACCCGAGUUAGCUGGCACAUCAGGGCAAGGGAGCAAGACUCUUGGCAUGAAAGACCAGCAGCUUUUGCUGAUGUCACCUGCCUUGAAGUUGGCUGUGGAGGGUGUCCACUAUAUUGCAGACCACUUGAGAGCAGAAGAUGCAGAUUUUUCAGUGAAGGAGGACUGGAAGUACGUGGCAAUGGUCAUUGACAGGAUCUUCCUCUGGAUGUUCAUCAUUGUCUGCUUGCUGGGGACUGUAGGACUUUUCCUCCCACCUUGGCUGGCGGGAAUGAUCUAGGAACAAAACGUCUCUAAAAAGGAAUCAACAGAUUCUAGUCCACCUGGAAGGGGCAAAACUGAACACUGGAGCGGUUGCCAUGAAUGAUUUACUGUAAUGUAGUUCACAUUAACAGUUCCCGGAAGCUCCGGGGAUGCCUUCCAAGGUUGCAUCACCUGCCUAAGCCAUCUUCAUCUUCUAUAUCGCUUUGGGGGUGGGGAGGUGGGAGGGGAGGGGCUGGUCAAUUCAAGUUUAUACAUAGCAUGACGGCAUUUGUUGUCGUAUAUACUCCUGAGAACACAGCCGUGUUCCUUUAAAGCAAGUGCAAAGAGAGGCACUUAACAUACAGACUCAAUUCCUGGCAAGUUCAAUUGAGAAGUUAAGCACUGGCUGGGUGUUGAGCCAAAGCUCUUCAGAACCAAAGUGGUCUGAAUUAAGGGUUUUGUUGAGGCAUAUUAUUUGCACAACAGGCAAAGAGAGGUGGAAGUUAAGAGGACAGAUUUUUGUUGGAGGAAUGCCUAGGCAGAAACGGGAAAAAAAAUCCAAAAUCAAGUUUUCCUGAUCCUCAGACUUCAGCUUCAUAAUGAAGCUGAGCAUACUCCAGAAAAGACAUGUUGCAUUUGGCCACUGAUGGACUGUGCGGCUUGGCGGGCUCAUCUGUGAGCGACCCGUAUGAUCAGAAGGGACUCCUUGCACAGCUUUUGCUGGGCCAUAUAUCAGGCUGCAGGCAGAGAAAUCACACCUUUAAAUACUUCCUAUACAUGUAAAACAGCCAUGUCUGGAAGAAGGCUAAGCUUGAACUCUUCUUCCUGACUUUCCAGGGAGCUUUUUGUAUUGCAGGAAUGUCCAGAUCCUUCAUUUGCAGUCUGAAAGGGAACAGCCCAACAAAACCUGCAGCAUGCCAUUCUUGAGAUCGGGAUCAUCGGCUUUCUGCUCUCUGAGACAAAGUCAAUUGGAGACGCAGCUGAUGUUCAGAGCCCCACGAAACUACAGGGUUCCCAAUAACUGGAGUUGGAGCUUCACAAGGUCACAAGACACUUCCCUCUGUUGUGCCAAGAAGUGGGAAGCCCUUUCCCCCAACACAGUGUUGGCUGCUCUGUUGGAUUGCGGCUAAAGUAGUUAGUGGCAGCAUCCCCUAUAACUGUGUUUACAAAAGCAUUUGCUGCAUUGGUUCCAAAGAAAGACUUGGAGGAUCCAACAUGGUACUGGCAAUGUCUUUUACUGGUACAGCAGCCUUGUAACAGUAGCAGGCACUUGAAUUGAAAAGAUCACUUCUUCAUGGCGAAAAAAGAACUUAUGUGGCAUGAAACUGUGAUACUCUGCCAACAAAGUGGAUCAAAGGCAUCAGGUGCAUCAUUCUGCAUCUAAUAUGUAAUGCCCCAUUCCUUCCAUUUGUUUUCAAAGUAUCAGACAUAAUUUGCAUAAUAUAUUCCACUUGUACAAUUCACAUUUGCUAGUAAUAUGAUGUGGAUCGUACCCCUGCCCCCACAGUUCAGCGCAAAUAUGGAAAGGGACAUCUCUCUAUUAAGAGUCAGGGACAGGGCUAUCAAUGGCUACUAGCCAUGAUGGCUGUGCUCUGCCACCCUAGUCUGAGGCAGCAUGUUUUUGAAAAUCAGUUGCCAGAAGCCUCAGGAGGGGAGAGUGUUCUUGCACUCAGGUCCUGCUUGCGGGCUUCCCCCAGGCACCUGGUUGGCCACUGUGAGAACAGGAUGCUGGACUAGAUGGGCCACUGGCCUGAUCCAGCAGGCUCUUCUAAUGUUCUUAUGUUCUUAAGAGUCCUUAGCUAUGAAGAUACCACUUCAGCUCUUGGGACAAGCAGUAUUUAAUGGGUGGAUCCAGGUGAAGGGGUGUAUGCACCUACAUAAUCUACUGUUCACCACUGUUACGUUUUCAGUGAUGGCAAAAGGGAUGAAAUUUCAGUGCUGACAUUUGUGGCUUGAUCCUUUUUGGUAGAUCUGCUUGUGAGUCUUACAGUUCUCAUCCACACAAAGCUCAGUCCAUACCUGUUUGGUCUUUCCCUGAGGAUGUGAACUCAGGUCAGCUCUUCAACUUGUCAAAUUAUAUAAGCAAUGUGGAAAGGAGAAUCUUUGAAAGAGAGAUAGGAAUCCAAGGCUGACUCUACCAGACUUUUAUUCCCCAUGAGUCUGGGCUAAAACUUUCUCGAUUAAGAGAAGCAAUUGUUGACGCUUCAU
Molecule: messenger RNA, 4499 nt
Organism: Rhineura floridana
Lineage: Eukaryota; Metazoa; Chordata; Lepidosauria; Squamata; Rhineuridae
Gene: CHRNA4
Product: cholinergic receptor nicotinic alpha 4 subunit
Exons: 6
Coding region: 421-2328 (635 amino acids)
Biological process (GO): chemical synaptic transmission; nervous system process; monoatomic ion transmembrane transport
Cellular component (GO): postsynaptic membrane; synapse; neuron projection
Molecular function (GO): transmembrane signaling receptor activity; acetylcholine-gated monoatomic cation-selective channel activity
Source: RefSeq, a predicted model, not a curated record